Molecule: messenger RNA, 3141 nt
Organism: Aspergillus glaucus CBS 516.65
Lineage: Eukaryota; Fungi; Ascomycota; Eurotiomycetes; Eurotiales; Aspergillaceae
Product: putative long-chain fatty acid transporter
Exons: 6
Coding region: 1-3141 (1046 amino acids)
Biological process (GO): biosynthetic process
Molecular function (GO): long-chain fatty acid-CoA ligase activity; pyridoxal phosphate binding; long-chain fatty acid transmembrane transporter activity
Source: RefSeq, a predicted model, not a curated record
AUGGUCAACGUCAAGCCGUUCGCCGUCGAACAGUGGAUGGACAAAUAUGAACUCACAGCCAAGUACAACAUCGCAGAGACAUGUUGUGCUUCUGUCUCCGUCGAUGAUCUCAAAGAGAUUUCCGACGACAAAUCAUCUCCCGUGGUUGACCUGUCCAACAAGCUGACGUACGGCCCCAUUCGCGGCUCGGAACGUCUGCGUGAGACACUGGCCAACCUGUACUCGGUGAAAACCCCGACCGCAUUGCCUGCAGACAACGUGUUGAUCACCGCGGGUGCCAUCCAGGCAAACUUUCUGCUGUUGUACUCCCUGGUUGGACCGGGGGACCAUGUCAUUUGUCACUACCCGACAUAUCAGCAGCUUUACUCGGUCCCUGAAUCUCUCGGGGCUGAGGUGAGCUUGUGGAAGUCUAAGGAGAAAGAAGGGUGGAAGUUGGAUAUCGAUGAGUUGAAGGGGCUCAUUAGGCCGAAUACCAAACUCAUUAUUAUCAACAACCCUCAAAAUCCUACAGGGGCCAUCAUCCCCCAAUCAACCCUGGAAGACAUUGUGGACAUUGCCCGCGAGAAAUCUAUCAUCAUCCAUUCCGAUGAGGUAUACCGUCCGCUUUUCCACUCCAUCAGCCCCAUGGACAAAGACUUCCCUUCGUCCGUCCUAUCACUCGGGUACGAAAACACCAUUACUACAGGCUCCAUGUCCAAGUCCUACAGUCUGGCUGGUACCCGCGUGGGUUGGAUAGCAUCGCGAAACCGUUCUCUCAUCGAAACUUGCGCCGCAGCGCGUGAUUACACAACCAUCUCCGUGGGCCAGAUUGAUGACGCCAUCGCCAGCUACGCACUUGCCCCGAGCUGCAUUCACAACUUACUCAAGAGAAACAUCGAGCUAGCAAAGAAGAACAUUGAUAUCCUGGAGAAGUUCAUUGAGUCGCAUCGCUGGGCGUGUGACUGGGUGAAACCACGCGCGGGAACCGUGGCGUUUGUGCGGUUUAACAAGUUGGGCAAGCCUGUGGAUGAUGUAGCUUUCUGUGAUAUGCUCCAGGAACGAACUGGUGUGAUGUUCGUUCCGGGAAGUCUUUGCUUUGGUGAAGGUACCGAAUUCAAGGGCUACGUCCGUAUUGGGUUCGUACAGGAGACUGACGUGCUGGAGAAGGGCUUGGAGGCGCUGCGGUCAUUCAUGGAGGAAGGGUAUGAAGAUGUGAAUCUCCCCCUGAGCCUUGCUGUUCCCGCCGCCGCUUCUGCUCUCGCCUACCUCAACGCCAGAUGGUCGCUUUCUUACGACAUAGGAUUGGUCGGGUCGCUCCUCAAGGGAAUCGCAAAGUCCAGAUAUGCUGCUUGGAACGGUCAACUGAAUUUGUUCUACAUAUUGGAGCACCAUGCGCUCGCUUCCGGCACCAAGGACGACCCGUUCCUCGUCUACAACGGACGCACAUGGACCUUCCAUGAGACAUACCAGAUGGUGCUGCGCUACGGAACUUGGCUUAGGACUGUGCAUGGCGUGAAGCCAAAAGAUAUUGUCGCCAUCGAUUUCAUGAACUCGUCAAACUUCAUCUUCUUCGUUCUCGCGCUUUGGAGCAUCGGCGCCGUCCCUGCGUUUAUCAACUACAACCUGGCUGGAAAGCCAUUGACACACUCGGUUCGCGUGUCGACGACAAAGUUAUUGAUUGUCGAUGAGGAGGUCCGGAAGAACUUCCCGCCAGAACAAAUGGAGAUCUUUGCAUCCCCCGAUUUCCGCGAAGAAAAGGGAUCAGUGGAGGUGGUCUUCUUCACUCCGGAUGUAGAGGAACAAAUCAACCAAACAGAGGCCAUUCGUGAGGAUGAUAAAGUGCGCGAGGAUCAGACGCUCCGGGAUAUGGCCGCGUUGAUUUAUACCAGUGGCACUACCGGUCUUCCUAAGCCUGCUAUUGUCAGCUGGAAGAAGUGCUGGCUUGGCAGUAUGUUUUCUAACGGCUGGUUGAGCAUUGGCCGGAAGGAUCGGUUCUUUACUUGCAUGCCUUUGUAUCAUUCCUCUGCUUCGAUUCUGGGUUUCAUGACCUGCUUGCAGGGUGGGUGCACACUCAUCAUCGGCCGCAAAUUCUCUGCGCGGAACUUCUGGAAAGAUGCGCGUGAGAAUGGUGCAACAGUCGUCCAGUACGUUGGCGAAACGUUACGGUACAUUUUGGCUACACCUCCCGAUAUCGAUCCUACCACGGGAGAAGAUCUUGACAAGAAGCACAACGUCCGGAUAGUAUUCGGUAAUGGUCUUCGUCCCGACAUCUGGAACAAAUUUAAGGAACGUUACAAUGUCCCCACUGUUGCAGAAUUCUAUGCGGCCACAGAAGGCACUUCGGGGUCAUGGAACCUGUCAUCCAACGACUUCGCUGCGGGUGCGAUUGGCCGGAAUGGUGCUAUUAGCGAAAUGAUCAUGGGCGGUGGCCUGGCUGUCGUCGAGGUGGACCAGGAGUCGCAGCAACCAUGGCGUGAUCCUAAAACAGGACUUGGCAAGGCGGUGCUCCGUGGCGACCCGGGUGAGCUGCUGUACGCCAUUGAUGCGUCCGAUCCCAAGGAGAAGUUCCAGGGUUACUUCAACAAUUCCCAGGCCACGGAGAGCAAGAUCAUUCGCGAUGUCAUCCGGAAGGGCGACGCCUACUUCCGCACCGGCGACAUGGUCAGAUGGGACAGAAAUGGCCGCUGGUACUUCUCUGACCGAUUGGGAGACACUUUCCGUUGGAAGAGUGAGAACGUGUCAACGAGCGAGGUGGGUGAAGUGCUGGGCUCGCACCCCGAGAUCCACGAAGCCAACGUAUACGGCGUGACGCUGCCUCACCAUGACGGACGGGCCGGAUGUGCAGCAGUUGUCUUCAAGCACCAGGUCGACUCUGGCAACACAUCGACAUUGAUCGAACCCUCGUCAGAGGUCCUUGAAAGUCUUGCUCAACACGCCUUGAAGGGCCUUCCUCGCUUUGCCGCACCUCUGUUCCUGCGUGCGACGCCGGAGAUGCCGGGUACGGGUAACAACAAACAGCAGAAACAUGUGCUCCGUACUGAGGGAGUUGAUCCGUCCAAGGUCAGCGCUCAAGACAAGGUAUAUUGGCUUCAGGGUGACAAGUACGUCCCCUUCGAAACGAAGGAUUGGGACCGCUUGCAGGGCGGACAGGUGAAGCUGUGA